Colletotrichum scovillei is the source of this 1086-nucleotide messenger RNA. RefSeq names its product GPR1/FUN34/yaaH family protein. The record is from RefSeq and is a predicted model, not a curated record. The transcript is spliced from 4 exons. NCBI's taxonomy places the organism in Eukaryota, Fungi, Ascomycota, Sordariomycetes, Glomerellales, Glomerellaceae. Gene Ontology annotation, molecular function: acetate transmembrane transporter activity. Gene Ontology annotation, cellular component: plasma membrane. Bases 277 to 1086 code for a protein of 269 amino acids.
GCCCAUCAGCAUUCUGCAUUUUGCGCUGACCCUCGACCCCGGCUUCCGUUCGUCCUGGCUUGAUCGUUUCUUGCCUCGAACCCCGUUCUUCCCCCAUUACUUAAAGACUGCUCCCCACCCAUUCCCCAGAGUCGAAAGAAACCUUCCUUCAUCAAAGUUGUGUGCCGUCUUCCGUGGAGUUUGCCUACUCUUGCUACAAGAUACCCCCCUAUACUCAUUCUUCUCUUUGGUUCCAUACUUGCCUUAUUAUCUCUUACACCCGGAAGACUACACACAAUGGCCACACACGAGGCUCACCACAACGCCGUCCCUCCACAGGACGUGGAGAAGGAUGUGCAUACCUCUGGUGCCGACCACUACAAUGGUGCCAAUGGUGCUCAAGCAUUCGGCGGUUCGCUCCAACCCGGUGUAUGGAAGCCUUAUGAACACAGAAAGUUCGCCAACCCGGCACCACUCGGUCUCUCAGCCUUCGCCCUCACGACGUUCGUCCUUUCCUGCGUCAACCUCCACGCUCGCGGCGUGACUGCGCCCAACAUUGCCGUCCCCCUCGCCUUUGGAUAUGGAGGUCUGGUCCAGCUUCUCGCCGGCAUGUGGGAGAUGGCCGUCGGCAACACCUUUGGUGCCACUGCCCUCUCAUCGUACGGCGGCUUCUGGAUCGCAUACGGCAUCCUUCUGACCCCUAACUGGGGCAUCAUCGCCGCGGACGGUCCCUAUGCCGCCAACUACUCUGACCAUUACUCGGCUGUCGGUUUCUUCCUGACGGGCUGGUUCAUCUUCACGACGCUGCUGCUCCUCUGCACCCUGCGCUCGACCGUGGUCUUCUUCUCCCUCUUCUUCACCCUCGACCUGGCCUUCCUCUUCCUCGCCUGCGAGAACUAUGCCGCCAACAACGGUGCGUUGACCGCGUCGCGCAACCUGCAGAUUUGCGGAGGUACUUUUGGUAUGCUUGCUGCGUUUUUGGCGUGGUAUUGCGCUUUGGCUGGUCUUCAGGACGACAGCAACUCCUUCUUCCAGGUUCCUGUUUUCCACCUCCCGUGGUCCGACAAGGGCAAGGAAAUUCGCCGGGCCAAGAGCAACGUCGCCUAA